Messenger RNA from Oldenlandia corymbosa var. corymbosa, 4350 nucleotides. NCBI's taxonomy places the organism in Eukaryota, Viridiplantae, Streptophyta, Magnoliopsida, Gentianales, Rubiaceae. The record is from the annotation of a GenBank genome assembly.
AUGAGCUUCGCAGCGUUCAAGAUGAUGCAUUCCCCCACCGGCAUCGAGAAUUGCGCGUCGGGGUUUAUCACGGAUUCCAGUUUCACUCCUACAGUUACUCCAAUUCAGACUGACGAUUUGGAUUCUGACUGGUCCACUACACCCAAGCCAAUCGGUCCAGUUCCCAACCUCAUCGUCACGGCUGCCAAUGUGCUUGAGAUUUACACCGUUAGGGUUCAAGAGGAAACUGCCAAACCUCCAAUAGAAUCCCCACGUGGCGGUGUCUUGGCUGGUGUUUCCGGUGCUUCGCUCGAAUUAGUCUGUCAAUACAGGCUGCAUGGUAAUGUGGAGUCGCUGGGGGUCUUAUCGUCAGGCGGUAACGGAUUUGAUGCUGGAAGGCGGAGGGACUCAAUUAUUUUGACUUUCGAGGAUGCCAAAAUUUCUAUUUUGGAAUUUGAUGAUUCUAUACAUGGGCUACGAACCAGCUCGUUGCACUGUUUUGAAGGACCAGAGUGGUUAUAUUUGAAAAGAGGGAGAGAGAGUUUUCCUAGAGGUCCAUUGGUCAAGGCUGACCCUAAUGGAAGGUGCGCUGGGGUUCUCAUAUAUGGUCAUCAGAUGGUUAUACUCAAGGCUACCGAGGUCAUUUCUGGUUUAGUUGGUGAGGACAGUGCUCUUAGUGCAGGCGGUGCAGUCUCUGCUCGCAUCCAGUCAUCAUACAUAAUUAACUUGCGAGAUCUGGAUAUGAAGCAUGUUAAAGAUUUUGUAUUUGUCAAUGGUUAUAUUGAGCCGGUGGUGGUUAUACUUCAUGAGAAAGAGCUUACUUGGGCUGGGAGUGUCUCAUGGAAACAUCACACUUGCAUGAUUUCAGCCCUUAGUAUCAAUACGACAUUGAGGCAGCACCCUCUUAUAUGGUCGGCCACUAGUCUGCCUCAUGAUGCAUACAAGCUUCUUGCUGUACCCUCUCCUAUUGGUGGUGUCCUUGUCCUUUGUGCGAACACUAUUCACUACCAUAGCCAGUCAAUGUCAUGUACGCUUGCGUUGAACAACUAUGCUGUAUCCAGUGAUGGCAGCCCAGAAAUGCCAAGGUCAAGCUUUAGUGUAGAGCUUGAUGCCGCCAACGCAACGUGGAUAGCGGAUGAUGUUGCUAUGCUGUCCACGAAAACUGGGGAACUGCUUCUGCUUACUCUAGUUUAUGAUGGGAGAAGAGUGCAGAGAUUGGAGCUUUCAAAAUCAAGAGCCUCAGUACUUACGUCGGGUAUCACCACUGUCGGGAGCUCAUUUCUAUUUUUAGGCAGUCGAUUAGGUGACAGUAUACUUGUACAGUUUACCAGUGGAGCAGGGGCUUCAAUAUUUCCUCUUGGCAUGAGAGAAGAGGUUGGAGAUAUUGAAGGUGAUAUCCCGACAGCAAAGCGGCUUCGCAUGUCCUCCUCAGAUGCUCUUCAAGAUAUGAAUGAUGAUGAACUUUCCUUGUAUGGUUCAGGUCCAAACAAUGCGCAGUCAUCACAGAAGUCUUUCUCAUUUGCCGUGAGAGAUUCCCUUAUCAAUGUGGGGCCACUAAAAGACUUCGUUAGUGGUGUAAGAAUUAAUGCUGAUCUAAAUGCCACUGGUGUUUCUAAGCAAAGUAACCAUGAACUGGUUUGCUGCUCUGGUCAUGGAAAAAAUGGUGCACUUUCUAUACUUCAGCAGUCAGUCCGCCCAGACAUAAUUACUCAAGAAUCAAUACCAGGUUGCAAGGGAGUGUGGACGGUUUACCACAAGAAUGCUCGCAGUCAUGUGAUUGACUCGUCGAAGGUCGCAGCUGAUAAUGAUGAAUAUCAUGCGUAUUUGAUUAUCAGUUUGGAGAAUCGUACUAUGGUACUGGAGUCAGCAAAUAAUUUGGAGGAGGUAACAGAGAAUGUUGACUACUACAUCCAAGGAAGUACAAUUGCUGCUGGAAAUUUGUUUGGGAGGCGUCUAGUCAUUCAAGUCUAUGCUUUUGGUGCUCGACUUUUGGACGGUGGAUACAUGGUCCAAGAGCUGACCUUUAAGGUCCCAAAUUCUGAAGUUGGAUCUGGUUCAGAAAGCCUGACAGUUUCAUUCGUUUCUAUAGCGGAUCCAUACGUGUUGCUGAGAAUGUCUGAUGGAAGUAUUCAGCUUCUUAUUGGAGAUCCUUCUUCUUGCACUCUUUCGACCACCAGUCCAGCAGUAUUUGAAAGCUCAAAGAAACUAAUCUGUGCUUGUACGCUGUAUCAUGAUAGAGGUCCUGAGCCAUGGCUCAGGAAGACAAGUACCGAUGCUUGGCUGUCUACGGGAAUAGGGGAGGCUAUAGAUGGGUCGGAUGGUGCAUCCCAUGAUGUGGGUGAUGUGUACUGUAUAGUUUGCUACGAAAGUGGCAUUCUUGAAAUAUUUGAUGUGCCAAAUUUUACUCGUGUAUUUUCUGUAGAUAAAUUUUUGUCGGGGAAAGUAAACCUUAUGGACACUUUUAUGCCACACCCAGCUGACAGCAGUUUUGAGGGUGUCAAAAUGAAUGAGAGCGUGAGUGCUCAUGGAAGAAAUGAUAAUGUUCAGGACAUAAGGGUCGUGGAAUUGGCCAUGCAUAGAUGGGCGGGUAAACAUAGCCGACCCUUUCUUUUUGGAGUAUUGUCAGAUGGAACAAUUCUUUGUUACCAUGCUUAUGUUUUUGACAAUUCUGAUACUGCCUCAAAAGAUGAGAAAGCCGCUAAUUCCCAGACUUCUGGCAACAAUUGCACUAUAAGUGGGUCUAGGCUUAGAAAUUUACGAUUUGUCCGUGUCUCAUUAGACACUUAUGCUAGGGAUGAAACAACACCUGGAACCUUUUCUAAGCGUAUGACCAUCUUCAAGAGUGUUGGUGGUUUCCAAGGUUUGUUUCUCUCAGGAACCAGACCAGCAUGGUUUAUGAUGUUCCGUGAACGUCUUAGGAUUCAUCAACAGCUGUGUGAUGGACCUAUCAUGGCCUUUACCGUUCUUCACAAUGUGAACUGCAAUCAUGGAUUCAUAUAUGUGACCUCGCAGGGUACUCUGAAAAUUUGCCAGCUUCCAUCAUCAUUAACAUAUGAUAAUUAUUGGCCUGUACAAAAGGUACCUUUGAAGUGUACUCCUCAUCAGGUUUCCUACUUUUCUGAUAAGCAUUUGUAUCCACUCAUAGUGUCGUAUCCUGUCUUGAAGCCAUUAAAUCAAGUUCUUUCAUCUAUUGUUGAUCAUGAGGUUGGUCACCAGCUUGAUAGUGACAGUAUGAAUUUGGAUGGUACUUAUCCUGUAGAAGAAUUCGAGAUCCGUUUUAUGGAGCGGGAAAAAUCUACUGGGAAUUGGCAAAAUAGGAAAACAAUAUCUAUGCAAAGUUCUGAAAAUGCUCUGACUGUGCGUGUAGUUACAUUAUUUAACUCCACAACCAAAGAAAGUGAAAUUCUUUUGGCAGUUGGGACUGCCUAUGUACAAGGAGAGGAUGUGGCAGCUAGAGGGCGGAUUAUUUUGUAUUCUGUUGAAAAGACAGGCGACAGUUCUCCACUCACGGUUUCUGAAGUGUAUUCCAAGGAGUUGAAGGGAGCCAUAUCUGCUCUUGCUUCUCUCCAGGGUCAUUUGUUGAUAGCUUCUGGUCCCAAAAUUAUUCUGCAUAAGUGGACAGGUUCAGAAUUAAAUGGGGUUGCCUUCUACGAUGUUCCGCCUCUCUAUGUUGUGAGCUUAAAUAUUGUUAAAAAUUUCAUUCUUCUUGGUGACAUUCACAAAAGCAUAUAUUUUUUGAGUUGGAAGGAGCAAGGAUCUCAGCUUAAUCUGUUAGCUAAGGAUUUUGGUUCCCUUGAUUGUAUGGCAACGGAAUUUUUAAUUGAUGGAAACACAUUGAGUCUUAUGGUUUCAGAUGAGCAAAAAAAUGUUCAGGUGUUUUCUUACUCUCCAAAGUUGUCAGAGAGUUGGAAAGGGCAGAAGCUUUUGUCUAGGGCUGAGUUUCAUAUUGGUGCUCAUGUGACCAAGUUUCUUCGACUAACUCUGCUUCCCACCUCUGAUCGAACUAAUGCUGGUCCAGGGUCUGAUAAGACGAACCGCUAUGGUCUUCUGUUUGGCACCCAGGAUGGAAGCAUUGGUUGCAUUGCACCUCUUGAUGAGCUCACAUUUCGUAGACUUCAGUCGCUUCAGAAGAAACUUGUAGAUGCUGUUUCUCAUGUUGCUGGUUUAAAUCCGAGAUCUUUUCGCCUAUUUCGUGCAAAAGGAAGGGUUCAUCGGCCUGGUCCUGACAGCAUUGUCGAUUGUGAGCUGCUUUGCCACUAUGAAAUGCUUCCUUUAGAAGAGCAGCUUGAAAUUGCUCACCAGAUUGGAACUACAAGAAAGCAGAUAAUGUCCAACUUGAAUGAACUGGUUCUGGGAACUAGCUUUCUAUGA